Messenger RNA from Punctularia strigosozonata HHB-11173 SS5, 2754 nucleotides. Its product is annotated as coatomer beta' subunit. NCBI's taxonomy places the organism in Eukaryota, Fungi, Basidiomycota, Agaricomycetes, Corticiales, Punctulariaceae. Bases 145 to 2667 code for a protein of 840 amino acids. The transcript is spliced from 9 exons. The record is from RefSeq and is a predicted model, not a curated record. Gene Ontology annotation, molecular function: protein binding; structural molecule activity. Gene Ontology annotation, biological process: retrograde vesicle-mediated transport, Golgi to endoplasmic reticulum; endoplasmic reticulum to Golgi vesicle-mediated transport; intra-Golgi vesicle-mediated transport. Gene Ontology annotation, cellular component: COPI vesicle coat.
GCCUCAUCCGACGUGGUCCUCGGGCGCGCCUCUAGACAAUCAACGUGGUACCAUCCGCGCAGUCUGGAAUACAUCUGAAUAUAAAAGCUCGCCAUACGUCUACGCCACGCCUAACGACGGAACGCCCCAUCGCUUGACGCUGCCAUGUUGCUGGACGUAAAGCGAAAAUUGUUUUCGCGCUCGGAUCGCGUCAAAGGAGUUGACUUCCAUCCUACCGAGCCGUGGCUGCUCACCGGGCUGUACAAUGGUACCGUCAACAUCUACAACCGCGAGACGGGUGCCCUCCUCAAGACCUUCGAGGUUUCCGAGGUGCCAGUACGAUGUGUUCGUUUCAUCGCGCGCAAAAACUGGUUUGUGGCCGGCUCGGACGACUUUCAGCUGCGUGUCUUCAACUACAACACGCACGAGAAGGUUCACGCCUUCGAAGCCCACCCAGAUUACAUCCGAUGCUUGACCGUGCAUCCGACCGCGAGCAUUGUGCUCACUGGUAGCGAUGACAUGACGAUCAAAGCCUGGGACUGGGAAAAGAACUGGAAAUGCGUGCAGGUCUACGAAGGCCACACUCACUAUAUCAUGAACAUCGCCGUCAAUCCGAAGGACGGGAACACAUUUGCCUCCUCUUGUUUAGACCGCACUGUGAAGAUGUGGUCUCUCGGCUCUCCUCACGCCAACUUUACUAUGGAGGCGCACGAGAAGGGCACCAACUUCGUGGAGUUCUAUCCUGGCGCUGACAAGCCUUACCUCGUCACCACGGGUGAUGACAAAACCAUCAAAAUCUGGGACUAUUUGUCCAAGAGCUGCGUACAGACCAUGGCCAGUCACACGCACAACGUGUCCUUUGCGGUGUUCCAUCCCAAUUUACCGAUCAUCGUUAGCGGGAGCGAAGAUGGCACAGUUAAAAUAUGGAACAGCGGCACAUACAGAUUGGAGAACACACUCAGCUAUGGCUUGGAGCGGGCGUGGUGCGUCGCAUUGCGCAAGGAUGCGAACGAGGUGGCGGUAGGCUUUGACGAGGGUGUAGUGGUCAUCAAGCUCGGCAGGGACGAGCCGACCUACAGCAUGGACCCAUCGGGAAAGCUGAUCUAUACCCGCAACCAGGAAGUCCUCUUGGCCAAUCUCGCUACUUUGUCAGAGGACGCCGCUCCAGAGGGUUCUCGCGUGCCUAUAUCGGCCAAAGAACUGGGAUCAACGGAGCUGUUCGCUGCCCAGAUCCUGCAUUCCCCCAACGGUCGCUUCGUCGCUGUUGUUGGCGAUGGCGAGUACAUAGUGUACACGGCACUCGCUUGGCGGAAUAAAUCGUUUGGCACCGGCAGCGGAUUCGCAUGGGCGGGGGAUAGCAAUACGUACGCGGUUCUCGAGGGGAAAACCAAGAUCCGGAUGUACAAAAACUUCAAGGAACGUGCGGGUGCCGGGAUGAAAGGUGCCGGUAGCUGGAGUAUUGAGGGCAUAUAUGGCGGACCCUUGCUGGCGGCACGCGGCCCGGGUUUCGUGAUGUUUUGGGAUUGGGAGAGCGGAGAGGUAGUAAGGCGGAUCGACGUCGAUGCACGGGGAGUGUAUUGGAGCACGAGCGGAACUUUGGUGACGAUUACGACGGAAGAUGGCUUUUUCGUUCUGCGCUUUGACAGGGAAGCAUAUGAUAAUGCUGUCUCCGGAGGAGCGGACGUCGGCGACGAGGGUGUAGAAGAGGCAUUCGAUGUCGUGGCAGAGAUUUCCGAGAGUGUCAAGACAGCAAAAUGGAUCGGAGAUUGCUUCAUUUACACAACAGGAGGAAACCGACUCAACUACGUCGUUGGGACGGAAUCGGACAGUAUAACACAAUUCGAUGCCCCUAUGUAUCUGCUCGGAUACAUCCCUGCUCACAACCGAGUCUAUGUAGCGGACAAGAACAUGAACGUCUACGGCUUCAUGCUGUCUCUUAGCCUGGUCGAGUACCAGACAGCAGUCCUUCGAGGCGAUAUGGAUGCUGCUGCCGAGAUAUUGCCCCAGAUUCCGAAGGAGCAGCGCAAUCGCGUUGCGCGUUUUCUUGAAAGCAGAGGUCACAAACAGCUUGCUCUUGAGGUUACGACCGACCCAGACCACAAGUUUGAUCUUUCACUACAGCUUGACGAUCUGGAUUCCGCGAUCGCGAUCACGCGUACAGUCCCCGAACAAGAAGCUGAACUCAAGUGGAAGCAGCUCGGAGACCGCGCCUUGACAAUCUGGCGAUUUGAUCUCGCAAAAGAGUGCUUCGAGAAAGCGAAUGACCUAGGCGCGCUCAUGCUGCUGUACCUUUCAAUCGGCGAUCGCGCAGGUUUGACAAAGCUAGCCAAGAAGGCAGAGGAAAAGGGCGAGAAUAACCUUGCGUUUGCGACUCUAUUCCAAUUGGGCGAUGCGAAAGCAUGCACGGAGCUCCUUAUAAAAACCGGCCGGCAACCCGAGGCUGCGUUAUUUGCCCGGACAUAUGCCCCCAGUCAAGCUGCAGCGGCGACAGACGCAUGGAAAUCCGAGCUCAAAUCCAAGAAUCGUUCAAAGAUAGCCGCGAGCAUCGCGUCGCCGGCCGAGAACGAGGAUAUCUUUGAGGAGGGAUGGGCAGAUGCACUAUCUCGGGAGGAGGCGAUUCAUGCAAAGACCAAUGGAACGUCAGACGUCAUCUCCGAAGCCGCAGCAUCGUCAGGCGAGGAGGCAUGAACGAGGAGGCCGCGAUCUGUAUUCACUGGCUUGAUGCCGCAAAUGUUCCCUUCAGUAGCGUUUUGUAGAGUGUAAUGGAUUUUAUUG